UAAAUCAUCCUUCCUUCUCUCAGGGAAGAAUCAAUACUCCAUAGCCAGCCACACCGUCGCAGCUCGAAAAGCUCUCUCUGUUCUCUCCUCUCCUCUCCUCUCCUCUCGUCUCCUUCGGGUCCGUCGCAAUUCCCCAGCGAUGGACGCGCAGCGAGCUUUGCUGGACGAGCUCAUGGGCUCAGCUCGGAAUUUGACUGAGGAAGAGAGGAGGGGUUACAAGGAGAUCAAGUGGGACGACAAGGAGGUUUGCGCUUUCUACAUGGUGCGGUUCUGCCCGCAUGAUCUCUUCGUCAACACUCGGAGCGACCUCGGACCAUGCUCGAGAAUUCAUGAUCUGAAGUUGAAAGAGAGCUUUGAGAAGUCUCCUAGACACGACGCCUAUGUUGCUAAGUUUGAAGCAGAACUUUGCCAGUUCUGUGAGAAAUUGGUUUCUGAUUUAGAUAGAAGAGUUAGACGUGGGCGGGAACGCCUUGCUCAGGAGGUCGAACCUGCCCCUGCUCCGGCACUGUCGGCCGAGAAAUCUGAACAACUAUCUGUGCUGGAGGAGAAAAUUAAGAACCUGCUCGAACAAGUAGAAUCCCUUGGUGAAGCUGGAAAAGUUGACGAAGCUGAAGCACUCAUGAGAAAGGUGGAGCUGCUAAAUGCUGAAAAGACAUCCUUGACACAGCAACCUCAGAAUGAGAAGCUUUUGAUGCUUACACAGGAGAAAAAGAUGGCUCUUUGCGAGAUAUGUGGUUCUUUCCUAGUGGCAAAUGACGCAGCUGAAAGGAUUCAAUCUCAUGUCACAGGGAAACAGCAUGUGGGUUAUGGUAUGGUUCGGGAUUUCAUCACAGAGUAUAAGACUGCUAAGGAGAAUAAAAGGGAAGAGGAAAGGCUAGCUAGGGAGAAAGAAGCUGAAGAGAGGAGGAAGCAAAGGGAAAAGGAGCAGGAGAGUAGAAGAAGUGGAUCGAGAGACAGGGAUAGAUAUCGUGAUGAGGAGCGGGACAGGGAUCGGAGCAGAGACAGAGAGAGGGAACGGGAUCGCUACCGGGAACGCGGUCGAGAUCGUGACAGGUCACGAGAGAGGAGUGGUAGAGGUAGUUACGAUGGAGGUAGGGGAAUGGAUUGGAGAUCCAGGAGAGGUAGAGAUGGUGCCAGGGAUCGGUACCAAGACAGAAGUGGGUCUCGCUCCCCUGUCAGGCAUGGUUACAGGGGUUCAUCUAGAAGUCCUGAUCACUGAAAUCUGGAAUAUGUAGCUGAAUGAAGCUCUAAACUUAUUGAGGUAGAUUUUUAUCUCAGAGAGUAUAUCACCCUUGCUUAACUCUCCAGUAAUUUCUUGUGGUUUGUAAAACUCCUUUUUCCUAUCUCACAGCUUUGUUGAGAGUAUUACGAUCUCCAUCUGAUCAAUGUAGUUAAAGGAGAACAGGGUUGAGGUAGGUAGCGUUCUGUUGUAACUCCCAUUAUUUUGUGUUUAGACUUUUGGUUGAACCAGCUUUCUUUCUUCUGAUUACCUCUGAAAGGUUGAUUCAGAGUCCCUGCCCUUUCCUUAUAAUUAAAGCAAUUGACUGGUUGGGGGUCCUCUUUUUCCCAAGUAUUUAAGAGGACAGGCUCUGAAAAUGUAUGAAUGCAAAUGCUGCAAGGGAUAUUGAUUAUUCCCUUGAUCUUAAGGUAACCUUAAGCUCCUUUCUCACCAGUGCAGCAUUUGGUGUAUUCCCUUGUGUAUAGCUUGACUGUUUCCUUUUUUCCUUCUCUACAUUAUUCAUCACGUGAUUCAGCCAUUUUCUUAACUUAUAUAUCCUUUUGAUUUAUUUGAGGUUGAUGUGAGCUUCUUGAAGAUGAUUUCGAACUUAGGUUUCAUCACCUUCUGAUCAUUUCGAAUAAAGGCAGGUAUAUUUCACCCAUAAUCCUCCCAUUGCCUCUAACCGCCUUAAGAUUCUGUGUGGGGGAGUUCAAAUGGCAGACAGAUGUACGCAUGUGAGCCAUCGUAUAGCUACGCCACGUUGUACGGAAGGUAACCUUUGUACAAAUAGUUGCAAUCUCUGGGAUCUGGUCAAUUUCACCUUGAAAUUUUACAGAGUGAUUUUGUAGCUUCUUUGCGGUCGCCCAUUAUGCAACUUUCUUAGGCAAGUGAUGUUUGUUAUGGAUGGAAGCCGGUCCCUGGGCCACAGAAUUUGCUAACUACGUAGUGCUAGACCAGAGGUAACUCAUUAUCAUAACAGCCAAAAUAGCAUGUUUUAAUUGUAGUCUGCAGGAUAGUCACGUUAUCAGUUAUCCAUCUCGAUUCAGGGUACAUGUUUCUCGCUGUGUCAGUAGGGUUCACGUGUUAUAAUGGUGGGUUCCAUGCACAGGAACAUUAUUCGAUUACUCCUGUCAAAAUGUGUAUUGAGAAAAUAUGAGAAAUAAAGGACCAGUUUAUCA
Eucalyptus grandis is the source of this 2397-nucleotide messenger RNA. RefSeq names its product luc7-like protein 3. Gene Ontology annotation, biological process: mRNA splice site recognition. The coding region runs from base 140 to 1219 and encodes 359 amino acids. The record is from RefSeq and is a predicted model, not a curated record. NCBI's taxonomy places the organism in Eukaryota, Viridiplantae, Streptophyta, Magnoliopsida, Myrtales, Myrtaceae. The transcript is spliced from 7 exons. Gene Ontology annotation, molecular function: mRNA binding. Gene Ontology annotation, cellular component: U2-type prespliceosome; U1 snRNP.